This is a messenger RNA of Mesorhabditis belari, 1071 nucleotides long. NCBI's taxonomy places the organism in Eukaryota, Metazoa, Nematoda, Chromadorea, Rhabditida, Rhabditidae. The record is from the annotation of a GenBank genome assembly.
AUGCUUGGAGCCGAGUAUGAUCCGGAGAAAAAUCAACCUGGGCAAACAUUCGACGACUUUUUCAUCGAUUACUACUCGAGAAUCUGGUUGACGUACAGGAGUGGAUUCGACGAAUUCCCGGGCACAACGAUCCGAUCCGAUUGUGGUUGGGGUUGUAUGUUGCGGACGAGUCAAAUGAUGGUCGCUCAAGCGAUUCUUGUCCUCAGACAUGGCAGAAAUUGGAGAUGGAAUCUACGAGGAAUGAAUUUGAAUGAGAAAAUGCCAGAAACCGCCUGGGAACACUAUGAGAUUCUUCGGCUUUUCGAGGACAAGCCAAGUCUGGAAGCUCCUUUGGGAAUCCAUCGAUUGCUCGAGUUAUCGGGUGGGAAAGCGUCAGCUGAGCGAUGGUUUCGACCAAGCGAAGCGUUGAGUUUAUUGAAACGUGCCAUCCAAACAUCAACCUCAUCAUUGACAGCUGGUUUGGCAAUGGUCGUUUGUUCAGAUGGAACACUCAUUGUGCCGAUUGUCGAGCGGGAAACCAGAAAUUGGACUCGACCACUUUUACUCUUCAUCUGCGUUCGUUUAGGGGCUCAUUCGGUGAACAAGGUCUAUCAUCGACAUCUUCAAUACUUGCUGAAAAUGCCGAACUCGCUGGGAAUCGGCGGUGGGAAGCCGAAUCACUCGACGUACUUCAUUGGGUAUUAUGAUCAGCAAUUGAUCUACUUGGAUCCACACGUCAGUCACCCAUACAUUCCGCUGGAGAAAGAGCUCGAGAAAGAUCACGAAGCAAAACCGAAGCACAAGCCAUUUUCCUCAUUUCAUUGCCGACUUCUCUCAAAAAUGCACAUUUCCGAUAUCGAUCCUUCGUGUGCAAUCGGUUUUCUGAUAAACGGAAAAAAUGAAUUCGAAGAGUCGAUGAGAUUUUUGAAUUUGAACCAAGUGAUCGAUGUGGAAUUGGGAAGAGGACUCGGCUCUAAAAGAACAAAAGAUCCAAUCUUCACAGUACUCUAUGAAGAGCCGAUUGGUGGAGAGACAAGGCAUAUCUCCGAACAAGAGCGGAAACAAGCCGAAGAUCAUGGAUUUGAAUUGCUG